This is a messenger RNA of Fukomys damarensis (Damara mole-rat), 2302 nucleotides long. RefSeq names its product ITPRIP like 1 (gene Itpripl1). Gene Ontology annotation, cellular component: membrane. NCBI's taxonomy places the organism in Eukaryota, Metazoa, Chordata, Mammalia, Rodentia, Bathyergidae. The transcript has a single exon. The record is from RefSeq and is a predicted model, not a curated record. Bases 428 to 2116 code for a protein of 562 amino acids.
GGAAGUGAGAUUUUGCGGCUGUGUUCUGGGGCUGCUGUCAUAACAGGGGCCAUGUGGGCUGACAGACUCAGUGCUCGCUGUCUGUGAAACAGAUCCCUGGGAUCAUAUCUGGUGCCCAAGGUGAACUGACCAGUUGGGUGAGGCCACUUCCUCCGCAAGGUCUCCCGCCAUCCUACACUGAAAUGAAAACUGUUCCAUGUCCAUCCUCCUAAAGCUUGUGUGCCGCCCACCAUGUGGAAGGAAAGCAGUAGAGAGACAGAGUGGCGCAUCUCACUGUCCCCCUUUCUCCUGCUUCUCCAGCAGACCACCCUUGCUCUGCCCAAGCCCAGCUCUGGGAGCUUUCUGUUCCUUCUGAGUAGGUGGCAUCCAGCACUUGGGGUACCAGGGCUCUGGGGAGUUUGCGCUGGAGAGCAGAUGCAUCUGGAAGAUGACCACUGACUCCCAUCCUCCUCCUCCUGCAGAUGCAGAGGCCUACAUGGCUGUGAUAAGCCUGCUGUUCUUGGCAGUCAUGUACGUUGUUCACCACCCCCUAAUGGUCAGUGACCGGAUGGACCUGGACACCCUAGCCAGGAGCCGGCAGCUAGAAAAGCGACUGAGCGAGGAGAUGCGGCAAUUAGACAUAGAGUUUGAAGAGAGGAAGCGGGCAGCUGAGCAGAAACAGAAGGCACAGGACUUCUGGCGAGGAGAUGUAUCAAAGGACCAGUUAGUGUUGGGGAAGAAAGACAGGGGGUGGCCAUUCCAGGCUGCUGGCCAGGAAGGGCCUCUGGACUGGAUGCUGGGAAACCUGUGGAAUGCUGGCCUCGUUUGCCUUUUUCUCAUCUUUGAGCUUCUGCGACAGAACAUGCAGCAUGAGCCGGCCUUUGAUUCCAGCAGCGAUGAGGAGGAGGAAGUCCAGGUUGUGUCUGCCCUCUCUUCCAACUGGCUCACUGACUUCCCCUCCCAGGAGACCUUGGAAUCCUUUUACAAACGCCAUAUCCAAAAUGCCAUUCGUGACCUGUCAGGCACCUGUGAGUUCGUGGAGAGCUUUGUAGAUGACCUGAUUGAGGCCUGUAGGAUGCUCAGCCGCCCAGAAGCUCACCUGCAGUUGGAGGACUGCCUGGGCAUUGGGGCUCUCUUUGAGAAGUGUGGAAUCCUCCACAAGACUCAGAAAUUUGAUGUCUUGGUACCAAUUGUCCCACCACAGGGUACCAUAUUUGUCUUGGAGAUGAGGGAUCCGGCCCUCGGCCAUCGCUGUGGCAAUGUGCUGGUGGAGUCGGAAUGCGUGUGCAAGCGUGAGAAGCUUCUGGGGGAUGUGUUGUGUCUGGUGCACCACCAUGGGGACCUGAUGGCAGGCUCAGGCAAGUGUAACAGCUCCAUCAAAGCAUCUCUCUGCACCGGUGUCCAUCUGGAUGUGUGCAAGACUGUGCAGUGGUUCCAGAGCAUGGUGGGUAAUGCCUGGGCUCUCGUGGCUCACAAGUAUGACUUUAAGCUCAGUCUCCCACCAUCUACCACCUCCUGCAAGCUCAGGCUGGACUACCGCUCAGGUCGAGUUCUCUCCAUCAGCUUGGUCCUCGGGGUGCAGCGGGAGGAUACCUUGGUCUACCUAGUGAGUCAGGCCCCUGAGCAGGAACAGCUCACCAGUGUGCAUUGGCCCGAGUCCUUUGCAGCCUGUGAACACUUGUUCCUGAAGCUGGUGGGACGUUUUGCCCCUGAGAACACCUGUCAUCUCAAGUGUCUCCAGAUUGUUCUGAGUCUCCAGGACCGCCAGAGCUUACCCACGGGGGCAUCCCACCCCAUCCUCACCUCCUACCACUUCAAAACAGCCCUCAUGCAUCUGUUGCUACAGCUGCCCCUCACGGACUGGCAGCACAGCAUGCUUUCUCGGCGGCUCCAGGACCUUUUCCGGUUCUUGGGCCACAGCCUCCAGCAAAGAUCCCUCCAUCAUUUCCUCAUUGGUAACUCCUUCCUACCCCUGACCAUACCGAUUCCCAAGACAUUUCGGAAUGCUGAACCUGUCAAUCUCUUCCAACACCUUGUGCUGAACCCUACAGCACACACACAGGCAGUGGAGGAGUUCCAAAACCUUCUGACCCAGCUCAAAACUCUGCCCUGUGCUCCAUUGGCUGGAAUGUCUUAAUAUAAAGGCCUUGAAAAAAAAAAAAAACAACUUUCUGAUGUUUCCAGCUGCAAAAGUUUAUUUUUCACUUAUGUCAGUAAUAUAUGUGACCUUCUCCUUGCAGGGGGUGGAGCAUGAGAGAGGAAGACACUUUGAGAAGUGGACAUGGGAACCUAAUCUAGGGUGGAGCUGAGGUUUUCUUCUGAU